AUGUUCUCUCGCGCUCUAGGCUGGGCGAGUCUGCUCGCCCUGGGCCUCCAGGUAUCCCAAGUCUCCGCCAUCGCUAAGAUCUCUGCCGUGGGCUCCAAGUUCUUCACGUCCAACGGCGAUCAAUUCUACAUCAAGGGCGUCGCAUACCAGCUGACGGAUGAUGAUCCACUUAUCGACACCGCCCAGUGCAAACUGGACGCUGCAUUGAUGAAGGAGCUCGGCGCCAACACCAUCCGCGUAUACCACGUCGACCCCAACGGUGACCAUGACGGCUGCAUGUCGGCCUUUGAAGACGCCGGCAUCUACCUGUUUGUCGAUCUCGAGACCUUCGACACCUCGAUCAACCAGGAUUUCCCCUACUGGAACUCUACCCAGCUCGAGGCCUACGAGAAAGUCUUGGACACAUUCCACAACUACGACAAUCUGGCUGGUGUGCUCAUCGGCAACGAAGUUUUGACCCGUCUCAACGGUUCCCAGGCUGCUCCCUACGUCAAGGCUGCCGCUCGCGAUGUCAAGGCAUACCGCGAUUCCAAGGGCUACCGUAAAAUCCCCGUCGGCUACGCGGCCGCUGACAUUCCCAGCCUGCGUCCUAUGUUGCAAGACUACCUGGCCUGUUCGACCAAUUCCUCAGAGAACGUCGACUUCUACUCCCUCAACGCCUACGAAUGGUGUGGUGACAACAACUAUGCCGGCUCUGGCUACUCCAUGCUGCAGAAAAACGCCACUGGCUACUCCGUGCCCAUCUUCUUCUCUGAAACAGGCUGCAAUGUAGCUCCCCCGCGCACAUUCCAAGACCAGAGCGCCAUCCUUGGCCCUGAAAUGGAAGACACCUGGUCCGGCGCCAUCAUCUACGAAUGGAUUGAAGAAACCAACAAUUACGGCCUCAUCAGCUACGGCCCCAGCGUCGCUGCCGCCACUGCCACUGCCACUGACAUUGUUGGUGGUUACACGCGCAGGGGAACUCCAACUCCCGUCUCCCCGGAUUUCUCGAACCUGAAAUCUGUCUGGAAAACACUCACCCCAACCGGUGUCAAGCUGUCCGAUUACACAGCCUCGACCUCCACCAUCACUCCUAUUGCCUGUCCUGCCUCGACCAGUGGCGGCUGGGAUCUCAAUCCUAGCGCAGCGCUGCCCACUCUUGGUCAAACCGCUACUCUUCACGCUAGCGGUUCGACUGGAGCAUCUGGAUCUGGGUCUUCCAGCGGUAGCACUUCCACAGCGAGUGCAUCCUCGUCCAAGGGUGCUGCGGCAGUUGGUGCUCGUCCCUUCUUCACCGAGGGCGCGACGACGGGCGUGUUUGUUGUGUAUACUGCGGUUGUCGGAUUUACCGGAUUCAUGUGCUUAUGGUUGUAA
Molecule: messenger RNA, 1353 nt
Organism: Talaromyces proteolyticus
Lineage: Eukaryota; Fungi; Ascomycota; Eurotiomycetes; Eurotiales; Trichocomaceae
Product: putative 1,3-beta-glucanosyltransferase
Exons: 3
Coding region: 1-1353 (450 amino acids)
Biological process (GO): fungal-type cell wall (1->3)-beta-D-glucan biosynthetic process
Cellular component (GO): cytoplasm; fungal-type cell wall
Molecular function (GO): 1,3-beta-glucanosyltransferase activity
Source: RefSeq, a predicted model, not a curated record